Acinonyx jubatus (cheetah) is the source of this 2962-nucleotide messenger RNA. It is a transcript of the gene RAB20, whose product is annotated as RAB20, member RAS oncogene family. Gene Ontology annotation, molecular function: GTP binding; GTPase activity. NCBI's taxonomy places the organism in Eukaryota, Metazoa, Chordata, Mammalia, Carnivora, Felidae. Bases 1828 to 2448 code for a protein of 206 amino acids. The transcript is spliced from 2 exons. Gene Ontology annotation, cellular component: endomembrane system. Gene Ontology annotation, biological process: intracellular protein transport. The record is from RefSeq and is a predicted model, not a curated record.
CCUUGGCACGACAUGUGACCCCAUCUCGGGGGGGGGGGGGGUCAGACCCCUAGUCACAGUGCGAGGCCGCCCUUGGCCCCUCUCUGUCCCUACUUGUUCUGUUUUGCUGGCGGGGAAACUGCUCAGCCACUGGGUAGGUCUUAGGGACAAUAUAGGUGACUUAAAAGCACCCCGGGCUUUGAAGAGAGAAGCCCCUGUUGUCUCCUGAACCUAUGGUGGCGUCUGGCUCCUGAGCCGCAGGGUCCUGUGCUAAGCCUGCUAAUGGUAACAAUGGUAACCAGGUUCUCUUGAACUUGAUCUCAUGUGAUAUCCAUAACAACCUUGAGGGCUGAGCAAAGCUGGUAAAUUACCCCUUCUUUAUAAAAGAGGAAGUUGAGCCACCGAGCAUUCCCUGCAGGGUUUGGGGAGGGGGAGAGCAGGAAGCAGGCAGAGCUCAGGUCUCUCCUGGGAGUCCCGAGCACAUCUGCAUUUCCCACCACAGGAAUCAUCUGCUUGAUAUCAGUGCUUGGGAUGAGCUGGUAUCUCCCAUGGGGGGGUUUGAGGUAGUGUUCUGUAGAAGCAUUUUUAAGAGAAGUAAUGAGUUAUUUUUUAGUGCAUGUAGCGUUUGUGAUUUUUCCAAAGGAGGGAUGGGGGUCUUGAUUUAGGCUCUCAGUUUGUUAGCCCUGCAAAAGUUCACUGGCAAUUAUAGUUAUUGCUAUAGUGGCUAUGGUAUAUAUAAUAUAUUGCUAUAAUAGCCAUUACGAUAGAAUUUAUCUCCUUCUCCAUGAAAAGGAAUCAAAUGCUUGAAGUAGGUAAAGGAACUGUAAAUAGGAUGGCAAAUUUUCAGGGAGCGCACCUUCUAGAAGCCUGAAACUUGGAGGUCUGACUUUUUUUUAGGCCAGCACUUGAAGAAGUGAUCAGUAUACCCGCAGCUCCUGUCUAGAAAACUUAACUUACUAACUUGGGCGCACCGUUCUGCUAAGUGAACAAACUUAGAACUAGUUCUGUGUUUAAAAUGGAAUUCUUGAAGUCAACCCAUGUACAUCUACCCUUCCCCUCCAUCCUGCGUUUUCUCUUUGAAAUUUUUUUAAUGUUUAUUUUUGAGAGAGAGAGAGAGCGCGAGAGAGGGCGAGCAUGAAGAGGGGAGGAGCAGAGAGAGAGGGAGACACAGAAUCCGAGGCAAGCUCUCCGAGCUGUCAGCACAGAGCCCGACGCAGGGCUCGAACCCAUGAACCGCGAGACCGUGACCUGAGCAGAAGUCGGAGGCUCAAAUGACUGAGCCACCAGGCGCCCCUUCAUCUGCAGUUGUUUCUUGUUGUUUCUUGUGUAUUCUGGCGGUUAAUGUCUGACUAAUCGAUUUGCAACUGUGCCGUGGGAACAGUCUCCCAGGUACGAGUGUCCCGGUCCCUGCUCUUCUCCAGCUCCAGGCUUCAGGGAGGCUCCAAGGUCGUUCACCUAGGCUGACUUUCUAGCACUAAGCGCUGGUAGGGACAAAACACAAACUCUGGAAGUCAGAUCAGAUGAAAGUGACUUGUCUGUCUGGUGUGCCACUGGCCCCUCAGAUCCUUCAGCUGACUGGUCUUCGUUGGUGUACAAGAGGAUAGCGUGGGACUGGUGUUGCGGUCUCACACCGAGAAGCCCUGUAGCGGCUGCUGUCAGAGGCUGACCUUAACCGUGUGGCGUGGGGUCUCUGGGGUGGGAGCUGACCUUUGGUGUCGAGCAGGCGUUCCCGGCGUCAAGGGUGUAUGAAGUAGCAAAGUGAUUUUGACUGGCCACUUUCUUCAGCGACCAGGACGUGAUGCAGCCGGAAUCUUGAACGCCGGGGGAUUUUGUAAGACAGCAGAUGUCAUGUCCCAGACAUGCUGUCGGGCUCCCGGGGGCGGCGACUCAUUUCCUGGCUGCCGCUUUCUUGUUCCUGGAACUCAGCGUGAGCCCGGGCGGGAGCAGUUCCACGGCCUGGGUUCCAUGUACUGCCGGGGAGCGACCGCGGUCAUCCUCAUCUACGACGUCAACCACCCUCAGAGUCUGCUGGAGCUGGAGGACAGGUUCCUGGGCCUGACGGACACAGCCAGCACUGACUGCCUCUUUGCCAUUGUGGGGAACAAGGUGGACCUCGUCGAGGAGCCGGCUGCAGAGGACCAGCAGAAGGACGGGCGGGGCCCUGGGGUGGCUGGGCGUGGCGGUGGAGCGCCCAAAGCGCCCAAGCAGGUGCAGCCAGAGGACGCGGUGGCAUUGUAUAGAAAGAUCCUGAAGUACAAGAUGCUGGACGAGAAGGAUGUGCCGGCCGCUGAGCAGAUGUGCUUUGAGACCAGUGCGAAAACCGGGCACAACGUGGACCUGCUGUUUGAAACCUUGUUCGACCUGGUGGUGCCUGUGAUCUCGCGGCAGAGAGCCCAGGGGCCGCCGCAGACCGUGGACAUCGCCACUUAUAAGACGCCCGGACAGACCCCAUCUGGGUGCUGUGCCUGAUGCAUGGGGGCGCCGAGCCCCGGGGUACACGAUCGGCCAGGGGAUGACCAGCGCAGUCGGAGGGCGGGUGGAGAGCCCAGCAUGUUCCUUAGUGGGGCCGCACACCAGGAGGAGGUCCCGGGGCCAACGCCAGCUGGUGGUUUUGCGGCCGCUGGGAACGGUCCCUCGGUCUGUGUCACUGUGCCGGGAGGUGGGGGGACAAGCGAAUCCCCUGCAGAAACCACUCUUCUGAGCCGAGACACCCAGAGACCGCUGUCCCCUGCUGCCUCUUCCCUAACAACCUGGCCUUGCCAGAGGCCGUGGCCAGGCUUUGGAGGGCACCCAGCGUGGCCCCCGCACCACUCUUAUGUUGUUCUCAGACAUCGGUGCCUCCUGGGUCCUACCAUUUGGUACUUGUGUCCUGAGGUAGCACAAUGAUUCUGGACAUGUGAGCUUCUACGCAAUCAGGAAUCCCUGCUUCGACGUGGGUGCAGCCGUAUGAGUGUGCGUAUUAUUAAAAAGGAUUAUAGGAAGA